This is a messenger RNA of Echinococcus granulosus, 1791 nucleotides long. RefSeq names its product Armadillo repeat-containing protein 2. The transcript is spliced from 11 exons. Gene Ontology annotation, biological process: cilium organization. The coding region runs from base 1 to 1791 and encodes 596 amino acids. Lineage: Eukaryota; Metazoa; Platyhelminthes; Cestoda; Cyclophyllidea; Taeniidae. The record is from RefSeq and is a predicted model, not a curated record.
AUGGAAGUACCUAGUAGUCACAGAGCUGGAUCUCAGUCCUCUCCGCGUCCUUUUUAUUUACCGCCGUCAAAACAGAUCACACCUUCAGCGAUCGUUCGCGAAUGUCGCGAUUGGCUGCAGACUAGCGGUACACGACGUCCAUUCACACCGAGACCGAAGGCACGUCAUCUCUUUACUUACCUCAAAGAUCCAAACUCACGUCCACCCACUACUUCCACUAUCGUCUCCAGCGACGAGCAAUCAGCUUUGGAGGCACAACCACGCUCGUCACGGACUACUUUGUCCAGUCGAUGUCGAUCUCGAGUUUUAUCACCGAUUAUUGGCGAGAAGGCAAUGAAAGUUGAGGGGAUAUCAUGCGGAAGCCUUACCACAGCGAAAGCUGUUCAGCCAAUUGCUCACCUACCUUCAAGAUGUACUGAACAAGCACUCAAUGAACUCCUUGAUGGUCUCAAUUAUGCCACCUCCGAAUUAAAGUCAAUUGAUAAGUCAAACGCCAAUCAAGGAGGAAAUAAUGCCCCUGUUAUUGUGAAAAAACUAUUCAAGAUGCUGGAUGAGCUACAUGGGCUGCUAACAAAUAGCGCCUUUAUGCAUCCCACCACCAAGGUGAAAGACAAAGUCAUUCAAACGCUGCUACGGGUAGCGGCUUUCCAGAAUGCGGAAGUGCACUUCAAAGUGGUCAAUCUAGGCAUUUUGGACGUUGUACUACGUCUCGCCUAUGCACUGGGCAACGUAGCAGCACGCUGCGAAACCGCUAGAAGGACUAUAUUUUCCUCCAAAGAAAGCAUUGCAAAAAUGUGCAUGUUGUGUCAAAAAUAUGCUGAAACGCUUUUAAACGCGAGACCGAAUUCCUCAACUUAUGAUGUGUUAGUCAAGCUAACUCGCGUCAUUGCCAAUGCCUGCGUGGGGGCGGAGGGAGGCCUUCUGGCCGCGAACACACCCGAAUGUACCUCCAUGUUACUCAGGCUGUUGAACAUAUCAACGACCACUGAAUUGUCGAAUGAUGAGCUUUUGAAUAACAGCCUAGCUGGAUUGAAUAACCUUACCUUUUACAUGACGAUGGAGAAAGACUCAGAACUACUCUCUCUUCAAGCCGACGUUGGUCAAGAAUGCAUCAAAUUAUUAAACAAGUUUUCUCACAAAAAAGAAACUUCCCUAAACAUUGUGCGAGUCCUCGGCAAUUUGACUCGAAGUACAGACAUUCGAGCAUCUAUUGUGAGCUCCAUCAGCUCAAAUCUUGACGACCCCUGUCUGAUUGAUCAUUUUUGGAGUCUUCUAAAAUCUUGCGAUGAAAUUGUCUACAGCACGCUGGGAGUUCUUAUCAACCUCAUGCUGGAGCCUACCUUCCUCUCAGUGUUUCGUCGCCGAGACGGACUGCAGAAAAUGGUGGAUAUAAUGGGCACCUAUGCUGGAAUUGAUUGGCAAACAGCAGCCCUGUCGGGAAAAGUGAUGUGCAAUUUUAUCGCCUUCAUUGACAGUGAAGCAGAAGCUGAAGAAGGAGGCAGUAAACCUCUGGGCCUUAAAAAACCGACUGAAUUGGAGCCUCUUCUUCGCAAACUGAUUGACGCGAAGAGAGUUGAGGAGAUGUAUGGAGAUAUUGGAUCCGGAUCAAGUCUGGGAGAUAACAACUGCAGUUGUCAUCAGAUCUGGAAGGCUACGUGGAAGGAGGAAUUCCUACCCGUUGCAUCCCAUCUCUUAUCCUUAUUGAAUAAGGAGGAGGCAAGCAGAAAAUUCGAAUCUCUGAUUGGAUUGUCCUCCCCCGUACCUAGAGACUACAGCUCCCCUCCUUCCUGA